GUUACCUUGAAAGGGCUUUGUUCUGGCAAGGUGAUAAUAACAUUCUGGAAAUGCCUCCUUAGAAGCCAGCAAAUAAAAGGAAGGCGGAUGAAGAAAAGACUCAAACCUUGCAAGGCCUUUGGGGGGCUUUGGGGGACAUAUGGACGAUAGGACACCAAGCAGUGCACUCUGUGGAGGCUUUUCCAACCCAAGUGAUGCUCCCUGGACUUGUGCCAAUUGUGGUCAUAUCCCUAUUCAGCACUCAUGCCAAUCUGGCCCAUGCAGAAAACGACAGCAAACAUGAAAGGCCAUUGGUGAAAGAGGCCCUGGCACGGGCAAGGCAGCUGGUCUCCUUGGCGUAUCAUCGCUCUAGAAGCAGAGGGAAAGCAGUGCUGACCAAGGGAUCCCUCAGUGCCAGCGACCUGCUGAGCGUGUUCAAGCACCCCGAGGCAGAGACCAACGCGGCGGUUCAUGCGGCUGAGCUGAUGGACACAACAGUGGAGCUCAUCCGGCAGCUUGUGUACAAGCGGGAGAAGCGUUAUGCCAACAUGUCAGGAGUCUUAAGUGGCCAUGAUCUCUCCACCUUGGCAGAAGUAACUGGCUGUGCUGCUCAGCUGCGGCCCAUCAAGUGCUCAGACACCUGUUUGACUGAAAAGUACAGGUCCAUAGAUGGGACGUGCAACAACAGGAAGAACCCACUUUGGGGAGCAGCAAACACAGCCUACGCCCGCUGGUUGCCCGCAGACUAUGAAGAUGGCUUCUCUGCACCCAAAGGAUGGAAUCAAUCCAAGACCUAUAACGGCUUCUCAUUGCCUUUGGUGCGCCAGGUGUCCCAUGAAAUCCUGCAUACACGGAAUGAGAACAUCUCCCUGGACAGCUCCUACACCCACAUGCUGGUGGAGUGGGGCCAGUGGAUUGAUCACGACAUGGAUCUCACCCCCCAGAGUGCCAGCACCGUUUCUUUCAUGGACGGAACAGACUGCUCCCACGGUUGCAUCAACCGGAAUCCGUGCUUCCCCAUCCAGAUCCCUGCUGGUGACCUCCGUCUGGGUGGGGGGACAAUGAAGUGCAUGCCUUUCAUCCGCUCUUCGCCAGCUUGUGGCAGUGGACAAUCCAGCUUCCUUCAGGGGCAGCUGCAGCCCCGGGAGCAGCUGAACAGCCUCACCUCCUUUGUGGACGGCAGCAUGAUCUAUGGCAGCACGGCUUCGCUGGCCAGGAAGCUCCGCAACUUCACCCAGGCACUGGGGCUUCUGGCCGUCAACCAGGAGUUCUCCGACGGUGGCCUUCCGCUCCUGCCCUUUGCUGAGAAGAAAUCCCCAAACCCUUGUGCCUUGACGCGGGACUCCUGCCUUGCCAAUGCGUCUGACGUGCCCUGCUUUGUGGCAGGAGACUCGCGGUCCAAUGAACAUUUAGGCAUUCAAGUCCUGCACACAGUGUUCCUGAGGGAGAGCAACAGGAUCGCUACCACCCUCCACCAGCUCAACCCCCAGUGGAGUGGGGAAAUUCUGUAUCAGGAGACUCGCAAAGUCAUUGGGGCCUACCUCCAGAUUAUAAACUGGAGGGAUUAUGUCCCAAAGAUCCUUGGCCCAGAAGCCACUGAGGCCUACCUUCCUCCAUACUCUGGUUACGACGAGUCUGUUGACCCCCGUAUCUCCAAUGUCUUUGCCACAGCUGCAUUUCGCUUUGCCCACGUCACCAUCAAUCCUUUCCUCUCCCGUCUGGAUGAAAACUUUGAGGAGAAUCCCAGUCACCCCAGCAUAUCUCUUCAUCAGUCAUUCUUCUCCCCAUGGAGGAUCAUCGAGGAAGGAGGGAUCGAUCCUAUCCUACGUGGAGAGAUCUUCACCCUUGCAAAGCUCCAGACAGCCACUCAGAUGAUGCCAGAGGAGCUGACAGAGAAGCUGUUUCAUCCCAAGAAGGCCCUGUCCCUUGACCUGGCAGCUCUGAACCUGCAAAGAGGCCGGGACCAUGGACUGCUAGGUUACAACUCCUGGAGGAGGUUCUGCGGUCUCCCAGAGGCCCACACUUUCUCUGACUUGCAGCAUAUCCUCAACAGCAGCUACCUGGCUCACAAACUACUCAAGCUGUAUGGGACGCCUGAGAACAUUGAUGUUUGGAUUGGGGCCAUCGCAGAACCUCUCCUGCCUAGUGCCCGAGUGGGGGAACUGCUUGCCUGCUUGCUGGGAAGGCAGUUCCAGGCCCUGCGAGAUGGUGACAGGUUCUGGUGGGAGAAUGAAGGAGUGUUCACCCCUCGCCAGAGGGAAGAGUUAGCAAAGGUGACUCUGUUCCAGAUCCUCUGCGACAACACCCACCUCCACCACCUCCCUGCGGACGUCUUCUCAACCAGUCACUUCCCAAGUGACUUUGUGUCUUGCAAGAGCUCCCAGAUUCCAAGGGUGGACCUGGCCGCAUGGAGGGAAGAUUCAGCAGACACACCUUGUGGGCCGGUCCCUCUGGUUGAAGGUGCCCACUACGUCCAGUGUAAAGCCUCGGUGUUCUUUGAGUGCUGGCCUGGCUACAUUCGGGAGGGUCCUUCCUCUAUAACCUGCAAUGUUGAGGACAGAGAGUGGAGCACUGUGUUGCCUGUUUGCAGAGACAUUGAUGAAUGUGAACAUGGCCAAGAGAAUCCCUGCCCCUCUCUGCAGAUUUGCGUGAACAUACCUGGGAGCUUCAAAUGUGCCUGUCAGGGCUCCCUGAUUCCGUCUCAGGAUGGCACCACCUGCAUUGGGGGCCAAGGAGUCACUGUUACUUCAUUGGCUGCAGCUGCAGCUAUUGUGGCCGGAGCUAUUUCUCUCAUUGCCGUAGCUGUGGCACUGCAUAGAAGGUGUUUCAGGAGCAAGAAGGAGGUCUCCCUUUCUAGAGAUAGUCGCUGUCCCCAGGAUUGUUCCAAAGAAGGCCAGAAUCCUGACUCAAGUUAGCUCUCCCCAAGUUCUGAAUUAGUAUUAUUUUCAAGUUUAAAGAUUUCUCAAAUCAUUCUUGUCAAAUAAUUUCUAGAGAAUGCCUUUCCUCCCCAUUUUUCUAGAGAGUUGCAAAGAAGAUUUGACCACUGAAGAUUGGUCAAACUUAGGGGCUUCGCUGGGUGCUCUGGGCACAGCCCAUGGCGGGAUUGGAGGAGGGGGAGGCAGGUAGCCCUCUCGGACUGGCCCUAGGGAAAAGCCUAUACUGGCAACACUUGGUUAGAAAAUACCUGCAAAUAGAUUAGGGUCAUAUCAGGAGGGGGGUUUUUAUGAAAGGAAGCAAUUUUCUCUCACCCAGACACGAGUUUGCUUAUCCGCAUCAGGGUUCCAAUGCACGUGCAGUAGAGUAUGUCCAGGAGGAAACUUGAAGCAGAAGAAAUGGUUGGUGGGGAACUUGUGACAUUCCCGAUGCUGUUGGACUAUGACUCCCAUUGUCCCUGACAGUUGGCCAUACUGGUUGGGGCUGAUGGGGAGUUAAGUCCAAUGUCAUCUGGAGAACCACAUGUCUCGUCUCAAGAGUUAAGCAGUGCCACAUCUGUUGGUGCCAUUCCUCUGUUCCAACACCUGAGACUACUUAUUUUUACACUGUCAAUGUUGCAUUACAAAUGUCCACUCGUCUACUUUGCCCCUUGGCUGCUUAUCUAGCCACGAACAAGGCAAGACAGAAGUAUCUGUGUUCAUUUGCCAGCUGGACUCAACAGGCCUUUGAAGUCUCAGCCUGAGCUUGGCAGUUCCUAUCCUUGGUUUAUUACUGCUUAAUCUAUUCAAGGCCCAGGUGGCAAGUAAUCCUGACACAAACCGAUGGUGAUCCAAGCUUAGUGUGUACUAGAGUUAAUUCUGGGCACACCUCUUCCCUACAGGAAGCUAAAAUCAUCUCAUACAAGUUUUAAGAAUUAACCUUCGUAGGGGGUGGGGAGAGAAAUGCAAUGAACUCUGCUUUGAAAAUGUGCUGUUUAUUUUGCAGCUGGAAUACAUGCAGGCUUCAAAAGGAAUAAAACAGCCCAAAGGCAAUAAGAACCA
Molecule: messenger RNA, 3953 nt
Organism: Podarcis muralis (Common wall lizard)
Lineage: Eukaryota; Metazoa; Chordata; Lepidosauria; Squamata; Lacertidae
Source: RefSeq, a predicted model, not a curated record